Molecule: messenger RNA, 2868 nt
Organism: Elephantulus edwardii (Cape elephant shrew)
Lineage: Eukaryota; Metazoa; Chordata; Mammalia; Macroscelidea; Macroscelididae
Gene: ARHGAP6
Product: Rho GTPase activating protein 6
Exons: 13
Coding region: 1-2868 (955 amino acids)
Biological process (GO): signal transduction
Molecular function (GO): phospholipase activator activity; phospholipase binding
Source: RefSeq, a predicted model, not a curated record
AUGUCCGCGCAGAGCCUCCUGCACAGCGUCUUCUCCUGCUCCUCGCCGGGCCCCGGAGGCGCGACCGCGGCCAAGGGCCACUCCAAGAGGAAACUGCGCCAGACCCGCAGCCUGGACCCGGCCCUGAUCGGCGGCCGUGGGGCUGAGGCAGACGCCGACAGCGAACGGGGGACGCCGGGCGGCCAUCUGUGUGUCCAGGCUGCUGAGGGUUCCGCGCCCCGCGGGACAUCCUCGCUCCGGGGCCCGCCCCCCCGGACUGCUCGCCUGCCGGCCCCCAGGCCCCUCUGCUCGUCGUUCUCCACCCCCAGUACCCCGCAGGAGAAGUCGCCGUCAGGCAGCUUCCACUUUGACUAUGAGGUGCCCCUGGGUCGAGGUGGCCUCAGGAAGAGCCCGGCCUGGGACUCGCCCUCGGGGCUGGCUGGCCCGGGCGGUGGCCGCAGCGCCACCAGCAUCCUCUGCCCCUCGGCUGGUGGCCCCAAUGGCAUCUUCACGUCUCCCAGAAGGUGGCUCCAGCAGAGGAAGUUCCAGCCGCCAGCCAAUCGCGGCCCCUCCUACGCCGUGUGGAAGUCCGAGGGUGAGUUCACCUGGAACAGCAUGUCGGGCCGCAGCGUGCGGCUGAGGUCAGUCCCCAUCCAGAGUCUCUCGGAGCUGGAGCGGGCCCGGCUGCAGGAAGUGGCUUAUUUACAGUUGCAGCAGGACUGUGACCUGAACUGUCAGAUCACCAUUCCCAAAGAUGGACAGAAGAGAAAGAAAUCUUUGAGAAAGAAACUGGAUUCCCUAGGAAAGGAGAAAAACAAAGACAGAGAAUUCAUCCCGCAGGCGUUCGGAAUGCCCUUAUCCCAAGUCAUCGCCAACGACCGAGCCUAUAAACUCAAGCAGGACUUGCAGAAGGAGGAGCAAAAGGAUGCGGCGGAUUCCGGGCCUUCUCUUCUCCCGUUUGGAAAUAAGAAACAAAACAAGGAACUCUCAAGCAGUAACUCAUCUCUCAGCUCAACCUCAGAAACACCCAAUGAGCUGGCAUCCCCAAACACCCCCGAGCCGGCUCCUCGGGCCAGGAGGAGGGGUGCGAUGUCAGUGGAUUCAAUCACGGAUCUCGAUGACAAUCAGUCUCGACUUCUAGAAGCGUUGCAGCUCUCCUUGCCAGCCGAGGCGAAAAAUAAGAAAGAAAAGGCCAGAGAUAAGAAACUCAGUCUGAACCCUAUUUACAGACAGGUCCCCAGGCUGGUGGACAGCUGCUGUCAGCAUCUAGAAAAGUACGGACUCCAGACAGUGGGGAUUUUCCGAGUUGGAAGCUCAAAAAAGAGAGUGAGACAAUUACGGGAGGAGUUCGACCGUGGGAUCGAUGUCACUCUGGAUGAGGAGCACAGUGUCCACGAUGUGGCUGCCUUGUUGAAAGAGUUCCUGAGGGACAUGCCAGACCCCCUUCUCACCCGGGAGCUGUAUACUGCCUUCAUCAACAUUCUGCUGUUGGAGCCAGAGGAACAGCUGAGCACCCUGCGACUCCUCAUCUACCUGCUACCUCCCUGCAACUGCGAUACCCUCUACCGCCUCCUGCAAUUCCUCUCCAUGGUGGCCAGCCAUGCCGAAGACAGCGUCAACAAAGACGGCCAAGAGCUGACUGGGAACAAAAUGACGACCCUCAACUUGGCCACCAUAUUCGGACCCAACCUGCUGCACAAGCAGAAGUCAUCGGACAAAGAGUUCUCGGUCCAGAGUUCGGCUCGCGCUGAGGAGAGUACGGCCAUCAUCGCCGUAGUGCAGAAAAUGAUCGAGAAUUAUGAAACCUUGUUCACGGUUUCCGCAGAUCUUCAGAACGAAGUGCUGAUCAGCCUGUUGGAGACCGACGCCGACGUUGUGGACUAUUUACUCCGAAGAAAAGCCUCACAGGCAUCAAGCCCUGACAUGCUGCAUUCGGAAGUUUCCUUUGCCCUGGGAGGGAGGCACUCAUCCAUAGAUUCCAACAAAGCCUCCAGCGGAGACAUCUCCCCUUAUGACAACAACUCCCCAGUGCUGUCCGAACGCUCCCUUCUGGCUAUGCAAGAGGACAUGGCGUCGGGGGGCUCGGAGAAGCUUUAUAAAGUGCCGGAGCAAUGCAUGCCAGUGAGCCAUUUGCCAUUGAAAUCCAGAGAAGGUUCUCCCGGACCAAGAGUCGGGAAAGGUAUGUCUGAGGACCCUUUCAAUAUCUGGGGAACCUGGCAUUCAACUUUAAAAACGGCAUCGAAAGACCCAGGAAUGACAGGUUCUUAUGGAGACAUUUUUGAAAGUAGCUCCCUCCGCCCCAGGCCGUGUUCCCUGUCUCAGGGGAACCUGUCCCUGAACUGGCCGGGGCGGCAGGAGAGCCCCGCAGAGCUAGAGGGUGGCCCGCUGGUCCCCCGGAGAACUCGGACGGCCACCAUGGCGGAGUGCGGGGCUCACCCUGCGGUGGCCCGUGCGUACAGCACGCUCCCCGGCCGCGCCCUGACGAUGGCCACCAUGGCGCCGAGCGGCGAAGAGCUGAGCCCAAGCGCGGCCGAGCCCGACGCGGCCAUGCGGCAGGCCGGAGCCCGGCCCCGAGCCCAGAGACCCGCGGAGAGCGGGAGGCUCGAGGGCAGGCCGCCGCCGCCCUACCCGGGGCCCGGGAAGCCGCCGGCAGAGUCCCAGCUGUGGCGGCGCCAGCGGCCCGACGAGGGCUCGGUCCGGCCCAAAGACAAGCAGAGACUGAGCAGCAGCAGCAGCGGCAGCGGCAGCGGCUGCACGGCCCCGAGCGCAGAGCAGAACCGGAGGAAAUUGGGAGAACCUAACUGGCUCGACUGGCAGAGAGAUCGAUGGCAAAUCUGGGAGCUCCUCUCCACCGACAACCCCGACGCCCUCCCUGAAACGCUGGUCUGA